Messenger RNA from Coregonus sp. 'balchen', 6449 nucleotides. The record is from the annotation of a GenBank genome assembly. NCBI's taxonomy places the organism in Eukaryota, Metazoa, Chordata, Actinopteri, Salmoniformes, Salmonidae.
AUGGAGGAAGUGAUCCCAGCAGUGAAGACCUUGAUACGGGCUGUCAGGUGAGUCAUACAACCUCUCUCACAGCACCCCUACCUGUACCCACAGGGUAUCUACUGGUUCACAGAACCCUUACCUGUACCCACAGGGUACCUACUGGCCCACAGCACCCCUAUUUGUACCCACAGUGUAUCUACUGGCCCACAGCACCCCUACCUGUACCCACAGGGUACCUACUGGCCCACAGCACCCCUAUUUGUACCCACAGGGUAUCUACUGGCCCACAGCACCCCUACCUGUACCCACAGGGUAUCUACUGGCCCACAGCACCCCUGCCUGUACCCACAGGGUACCUACCGGCCCACAGCACCCCUACCUGUACCCACAGGGCACAUACUGGCCCACAGCACCCCUACCUGUACCCACAGGUUACCUACUGCCCCACAGCACCCCUACCUGUACCCACAGGUUACCUACUGGCCCACACCACCCCUACCUGUACCCACAGGUUACCUACUGGCCCACAGCACCCCUACCUGUACCCACAGGUUACCUACUGGCCCACAGCACCCCUACCUGUACCCACAAGGUACCUACUGGCCCACAGCACCCCUGCCUGUACCCACAGGUUACCUACUAGCCCACAGCACCCCUACCUGUACCCACAGGGUACAUACUGGCCCACAGCACCCCUACCUGUGGAACCAGGUCACCUGUCUCCUCUCUGGUCCUCAAGUCGCCACAGUACUUGGGUCUACAGUACUUCCUGUAAUUGUGGCUGUAGUAAGAUGAAUGCCCAGCUCCUCCAGUGGGCUCUGGCCGUUUGCAGUUUCAGCUGACGGUAGGGAAACGUCCAGUUUAGCAUGGUAACUGAGCCUUCCUGCCGCACGCCGGGUUCCCAGCUCUGAUCAGCAAAAUUGUGAUGUGUCCUCACUCAAAUUUUUUUGCAUAAAGCUUACUUCAUAUUUUUGAUUUAAAAAUAAAUAAUAAUCUCACUGCAUCAGAGAUAGCAUACACAAACAUUUUGGCUUUACAGCCUUCUUCAGUGUGCUGGUACAACUCGUUUUAAUUGAAAACAGCAUUUAUAGGGAACACAGGUUCUAAUCAGGGUUGCCACUCAUCUGCCAAUCAGGGAUGUGGCUUCUCUCGUCUACCUGAAUACUUCUCUAGUCUACUGGAAUACUUCUCUAGUCUUCCUGAAUACUUCUCUAGUCUACCUGAAUACUUCUCUAGUCUACCUGAAAUCUUCUCUAGUCUACCUGGUUCCUGGCUCUGACCUUGUCUGUCACGUCAGUCAGUCAGGUGCUGGAUGCCAGGUGACAGUGGAUCCAUGUUAGUGAUACACUGUACAUUUCUGAACUUGAGCACAGCACGCGACAAGAAGUUGCCACCAUCACUCCCACUAAUUGGACAACUUUUGCAAAUGUUUAGUUGUCUGAGUGAGGGAAAUGCUGUAAAUUAAGAGGAUGUUUUUUGAAAGAUUAGACGUUGAGGAUUAUAAUAAAUACUGCUUUGAUGUCAUACAAGCAAACACCCGUGAGUCCAAAUGGGCACUUCACAUUUCCAUAGCAUAAAACUCAUGUCAUAUACAGUGUCAAGGUUUAUGAUCACUAUGUUUGAUGUACAGUUACAAGAUGACAUGGCGUCAUACCCUGGGUUGAGCCUAUAUUUGUCUGUUGUGAAGAAACUUUGCAACGGAACAUGCACCUGAAUACACACACACUCAUUUUUAUGCUCACCAAAAUGACGAUCUCUAGUUCCCCAACGGCACAGCUAGGAGAGCUCAAAAAAGCAUCGUAUAGUUGAAGACUUUCAGUCAUAAAAGUUCAUAGAAAUGAUUUAGGAACUGUGCACACUUUAGAGAGGUGUGUGGCCACUUGAAGACACCAGUUAGUCCUCUCUGGUUAAUUUCCCCAUAAUCUCCAAACUGUUCUCUUUCAAUUGCUACCAUGCUUAUGCUUUUUAUAUUUCUUCUGUAAAAUACAUUUCACUGUAGCCCUAUCCAUAUAGGCCAAUUCCCACGAGUGUAAAGGGUUAAAAGCAGAGUGUAGUGUGUAUGCUGAAGUAUAAACACCUUUCUAUGCCCAUGAGAAAGCAAUAUUGGAAAAACUAUAACCCACUGGACACACACUGGUUGAAUUUCAAUGAAAUUACGGUGAACCAAUGUGGAAUAGACGUUGAAUUGACGUCUGUGCCCAGUGUGAAGGAAUAAGGAAUCAAGGAAAGAAUGGUGUGAGGGAAUGAGAGAAACACAGAGCAAAGCUACACACUAAAUAACAGGCUCUGUGUUUAAGCAUGUCAAUAUCCUGGAGGACUACCUAUAUCCCUCUACACACACACACACACACCACACACACACACACACACACACCGCACACUGGUGCAUUCACGGACACACACACAUACACGCACACACACACACACUGGUGCAUACACGCACACACACAUACACGCACACACACACACACUGGUGCAUACACGCACACACACACACACACACACACGCACACGCCACACUGUGCAUCAUACACGGGACACACCACCAUACACGCACACACACACACACGCACACUGGUGCAUACACGGACACACACACAUACACGCACACACACACACACACACACGCACACACACACACUGGUGCAUACACGGACACACACACAUACACGCACACACACGCACACACACACGCACACACGCACACUGGUGCAUUCACAGACACGCAUACACACACACACGUUUUCCACUGAGGGAGGCAGAAAAAACUAUUGCCAGCAAACAUCUGUCAGUGAGGCAGGUAGGUUGGUCUGUGGGGAUUUGGUGUGAGUGGAUUAUAUUGAAUCACUAACAUGUCCCUAGGGUAUAUUAUACUGAAUCACUACCUGGUCCCUAGGGUAUAUUACAUUGAAUCACUACCUGGUCCCUAUGGUAUAUUAUGCUGAAUCACUACCUGGUCCCUAGGGUAUAUUAUACUGAAUCACUACCUGGUCCCUAGGGUAUAUUAUACUGAAUCACUACCUGGUCCCUAGGGUAUAUUAUACUGAAUCACUACCUGGUCCCUAGGGUAUAUUAUACUGAAUCACUACCUGGUCCCUAGGGAUAUAUUAUACUGAAUCACUACCUGGUCCCUAGGGUAUAUUAUACUGAAUCACUACCUGGUCCCUAGGGAUAUAUUAAACUGAAUCACUACCUGGUCCCUAGGGUAUAUUAUACUGAAUCACUACCUCAUUCAACCAUACAGACACACAGCAUCUUUCAUAUUGCGUCAGACUGUUUGUGUUUCCAUGUAUACACUGUGUGUAGUAUAGUAUGCUGUAGGUGUGAGGGGUUAUGUGAGUGCAUGUGUUUGUACUGUAUGAAAGGGAUAGUGGAUUGGGACUGGAUUCAUUUGAGGCUGGGCCCUAGUUAGUACCAUGCUUGCACAUGAAAGCGUAAACGUUAUUACCUUACAAAGAUACCAACAGAAUCAGCCAGGUAGGACAUACUGAACUGUUGUGGCUUUGUGAGUAGUUACUGAAUAAUAUGCUAAUCGUUUUUCCCAUUGUUACAAUUAUUUAUUUACACAUAACUGCCAAAAUAAAGGAAACACCAACAUAGUGUUUUAAUGACAGAAUGCUGACUUGCAUAUUCAGUGCUGACUUGCAUAUAUUUGGUCCAGAUCUCAACUUUUCGGUACCGAUGCUAUCUAAAGUGCUUCUCCAUUUCCCCACCUGUAGAUAAUGAUAUAGUGCCAACUAUGCCCCUAUGCCAGGUAGCAGGUAGUAAUAGGGGCAUACUUCAGGCUGACCAUGUAUUAAUAUAACCAUAACACGCGAUCAAGAGAGACUCAGCACUUUGAAGAACCCCUUUCAUUCUUUUUCUUUUUCAUUCCUUUCUACUGUUCCUUACCCUUUCUUUAAUCCACACCUGAGACCCGCCCUGGCAGAAAAAAAUAUGCUUCUACCUGCAAAUUUAAAAAAUACACCCUGCAAAAAUCCAUCCCAAGUCAUCAACAAUGCAUCACGAGUGCUGUGUGAGGAAGGAAGGAAGGAAGGAGGGAGGAAGGGUGUCGACCACCACCCCUCUUUUCCUACGUUUCCCCUUCUACUGAAGAACAGAAGAGAGAGGGAAGAGAGAGGGAAAGAGAGAUGGAGAGAGAGUUUAUGUGUCUGCCAUCAUAACUCUAGAGUUGCAGCACACAGCACUAAACUGCCGUUGCACAUGCAAGCUGUUCAGUCGCCACGUUACACCCUUCCUCCUUCCUGUGUGUGCCACAGGGCUGUGAUGUGGUGUGUGUGUGUUUCACCAACACGCUGACAUUAAAGCGGCCUUAGCCGGUCUGUGUGUGAGAGAUAGGGUUUCCUCAUAAAACAGCCCCCCUCCUCACCCGCCUCGCCCCCCUUCCACUCUCUACACACUCCAACUUACGGAGCAAUCCAUCACGGUGUGGGAUGACCGGUUAAGUGCUUCUGUUUUGCGAUGCUAACAUUUGGCGUUUCCUGUAUUCUGCCGAGCCAGCACCUUAGGAUCCGGGCGAGGGGGGGGGGAGUAGUACAGCCAGCCGCUUCUACUCUCAGUCUCUCCUAUAGUGUGACAAGCAGACAAAACUCUGCCCAAAGCAGUACUGUUGUUAGCCUUGACACUAUUGUACAGGAUGUGCUUGGUCAACACUCUUCAGCCACAACGCACCCUUUACUUCUCUCUAGGAAAGGGCAACUAUUGGUGGAGGGAGGAUGUGAAUAAGAUUAGCUUUGUGCACUGGGGAGUCUGAGCAUCUGUCUCUGCCUGUGCUGUCCCCCCCCCCCACCACACACACACACACAGCUGUCUCACUGAGAGGAGAGGGGUUAGACUAGACACACACAGGGGUCAACCUCUUGUGGUGUGUGUGUGUGUGUUAGGGAGAGAGCACUAAUAGCUGACUUAGCAAAGGGCCAGGGUGUUCAGAAAACCGAGUGUGUCACAAGGUUGUCGAUUAGAGAUAUGUAUACAGUAAGUAUUCUAUACAUGGCUCUAUGUUUCUCAUUGGUAAUACAAGAGCAAUUUCAUUGUCAAAGGUCACAACAAAGAGGAAUCCCUGUGGUACUCUCCAGUGGUUUCCUUUUAUGAGGCUAUUUGUGAAUGAUAUUGGUAAGGUCACUUUGACUGUAAAUCCCACUUAAUCACACCUAUGUAGUUACACUGAUGAAGCACAGGACUCGUUUCAUGGUUAAACGCUUUUGCAGUAUUCACAGAUUUCUUUCUGCAGUGUGAGGCACACACUGGCGACACAUUCUAGUAGAUUUCUACUAAUGUUUGUGUGUGUGUGUGUGUGUGUGUGUGUGUGUAGGAUUCUGAAGUUCCUGGUGGCCAAGAGGAAGUUUAAGGAGACUCUGCGUCCGUACGACGUGAAGGACGUCAUAGAGCAGUACUCUGCUGGACACCUGGACAUGCUGGGGAGGAUCAAGAGUCUACAAACCAGGUACACACACAUACAUACACAGCCUACAACAGUUGGAAACACAGUGGAUUCAUACCCCACACACUCCAUCACCAGUACUAACCAUACCACACCAGUAAAUGAACCAUUUUGAUAGAUGGUUGUUGAUUGUUGUGUGUUGUCCUGGUCCUCCCCAGAGUGGAUCAGAUAGUGGGUCGUGGAUCGUCCUACCAGCCGGAUAAUAAGAAGGUGAGGAGUGAGAAGGGAGAGAAGACCCCUCCAGAACUGGACCUUAUGGACGAGCUCAGUAUGAUGGGACGGGUCAUUAAGGUGGAGAAACAGGUACAGAGCUCCAGUACGGUAGGACCUCAGCUCAUCAUCAUGUUAACGCACGCCUUCUGCCACACCCACCACCUAAGCCCCAUUUUGAGGCAGGAAAAACCCUGAUUAUCAAUGCAUGGCUUUCAUUAUAGAAUAUUAACCCAAUGUAAUAUAGGGGUGAUGUGACUGCAUGAUCGCUCAGGUGCUUAGACAGUAUACUUCUGAGUGAAGGUGGGUGGGAAACACUUCAUUUACAUUACAGACCUGUUUCAAAUGGUAUUUGCCUGGUGAUUAAUUAUUUAGGUCAUUCUUUGGUAAUUACUAUGUAAUGACCUUUUCAUAUAGUUUGUUAGAAAAUACCAGGUAAAUGAUAGACGUUUUUAUUUUUACAGUCUAUCUGACCUUAUUAUUCCAUUGUGUAUAUUAGUACAAAACAUAGCUAGUACUAAUAACAUAGUUGAACAUUACAUUUUUGUGACUUACGUUUAUCUUGUGAUUCUUGUAUAGCGUUUUUAUCUUGUUGUUUCGUCGGUGUGUACAGGUGCAGUCGAUAGAGAACAAGCUGGACCUCCUUCUUAACUUCUACACACAGUGUCUGAAGAAAGGCUCGUCCAACUUCACCCUGUCCUCCCUGUUAGAACCAGACCUGACGUCAGACUACCACAGCCCCACGGACCACCGCGACCUCUUCCCCUCUGCCAACACACUCAACAUCUCCCACUCAGAUUCCAGCAAUAUGGAGUGA